GGGCACAAAGAGGGAAACCAACAAAUAUUCAGACUUCUUCCCAUUUCCUGCUUGCUUUCUCGUUCUCUCUCUUCAGCACGAGAGCUGACAGGCAAUGCUAUGGCGUUCUGCGAGGAUGAGACCUGGGAAAUAAUUCCACUUUAGUUUACUUUAUUCUUGCUGUCCCUCUUCGCCUCUUCUUGGAUGUUUGUUCUAUUUGUCUCUCCCUGCAUCCGCUUGUCACUCUGACAUGAUGGUGAACAGAUAGUUGACUGUCUGUCUCAUCACCAUGGGUGCCUGCCUCUGCAAUAGUCACAAAGGUCAGUGCCUAUUUCUAUCCAUCUGUCUUUCUGUCUGUCCAUCCCUUGCCCUGUCCUUCUCCUCCUUCCAGCCGUCUGUGUUGACUUACCUGACUUGGUGUACUUAAUAUUUGUGAAGAGCCUUGCAAUAUCAUAACAACUAUUUUAGGAAAAGAAAUCCUAUUUGAACUGGAAAUGGAUGUGCCUAAUGCAGUAGACACCCUGUAUGGCAGCCACCCUCCAUUCAGCGGCGGUAUGUCAGAGAAGAAAAGCAGCAGUGGUUAUGACAUUGGGGAGCUGGCAACUUCCUCACUGCUGGGACUACUGGUGACAGUCAAGGAGCAUAUCACCAAACCAACAGCCAUGGCCCAGGGACGUGUUGCACACCUUAUAGAGUGGAAGGACUGGGGGGCCGGGGGUGAAGGAGUGGGGACCAGAAGAGACUGGAGAAACUUUCAGGAAGAUGAGCAGCUUUAUUCCCACUUAACCGAUGAGAUCAAGGAAGCCCGCUUUGCUGCAGGAGUAGCAGAACAAUUUGCCUUAGCUGAAGCAGCAAUGAACAUCUGGCCCACGCACCAAGAUCCAGAACAGCCAUCCUCUAGCACAGAGCCUCUGCAAGACAGCAACUUCCUGUCUGACUUCCUGUUAAAUGGAGGAAGCGUUGGGCUCCCUCAGCAUCUGUACAACAUCCACAUACAGGCCAACAACAACUACAAUUCUGCCUCACCGGAGCCUCAACACACAGCCUAUUCAGUUUCCGCCAUGUCUUCCUCUCAGCCAGACAGUGAGCAACUGCGCUCGGAGAAUGGAAGGACUGGGCCUGUAGAUGCCCCCUCCAUGGUUUGGCACGCAGACAGCUGUUCACUAUCUGAAGAUGAGGUUUUUUACAACUAGGAUUUGGAUAAAAGGCACAGGAGGGGCAUUUGGUGAACACUCAUCAAAGCCUAAUAUGGAAACCAAAUUGAAGGCAUCUACUUGGACCAAUAACAAACAAAAAUCAUUUUAAUCUAAAAGGUUUUGUGUUUAUUGUUUGGGAGAGAAAUUAUCACACAGCAAGGACUUGCUAUCUGAGACUGAAUUCUAUUUUUAGAUCCCCAUUUCCAGAUACUGUGUACUUAAAACCACCUGUAGCCUUUAACUGCGACAACGUUAUUGUACCUGUCAACUUAUGUGAACCAUGGACUUGUAUGUGGAAUAAUACAUCAGAAUACAUCAAGAAUCACUUAGUUUACUUAUUGUGUACACUGUUCAGUUGUUGGACAAUGAGAGAUAUGAUGGACAACAUGGGUGCAGUUUUUACUCUGGAAAUUUUGAUUGAAGACAAUUUUCAACUGGAUGGACUAAAGAUAUACAUAGUAAGGUAAUCAGAAAACUGAACCACUAUGAAAUGUCUACCUUGAAAAAUCCUUAAUCCCCAGCAUGUGCUUUUAUUCACUUGUCGGCCUGCUGCUAUUUAAUCAAAUGUGACAACACUCUUUACACUAAUUGUGAAAUAGGACAAAACAGUAGGAAGAAAAUAGCUGGGAGCAACAGAUAAUUAAAUAACUGUCUGAAACAACAGAGAAGUGGUUUGCUCCAUCAUUAAAUCCGCUAUCAGCUAACAAUGCUAUCUCUAUCUCUCUAGACUUUAGCAUUAGGUGGCUGAAUAACAGUGUCCUUAGAGAUAUAUCUGGGUCAGUAAGAAUUGACAGCUACAGCAACAUGAAAUACAAAUACACAGUUAUAUACAGUGCCUUGAAAAUGUAUUUAAACCUGACGACCAAUUCUCUAAUUUUAGUGAAUUUUAAGUUGUAUACUAAAAUUUAAUAAUUUUUUUUUUCCCUACAAAUAUUUCCCAACAUAAAAACAAAGUCACCAUACAAUAAUUUGGAGUGACAAGUGUUUUCAAAUGAAAUAUUAAACAGAAUGAUAUUUCA
Esox lucius (northern pike) is the source of this 2194-nucleotide messenger RNA. It is a transcript of the gene fam131c, whose product is annotated as family with sequence similarity 131 member C. The transcript has 5 exons. Bases 474 to 1172 code for a protein of 232 amino acids. The record is from RefSeq and is a predicted model, not a curated record. Lineage: Eukaryota; Metazoa; Chordata; Actinopteri; Esociformes; Esocidae.